Messenger RNA from Sceloporus undulatus (fence lizard), 601 nucleotides. Its product is annotated as cytochrome c oxidase subunit 7A2, mitochondrial. Gene Ontology annotation, biological process: mitochondrial electron transport, cytochrome c to oxygen; mitochondrial respirasome assembly; regulation of oxidative phosphorylation. NCBI's taxonomy places the organism in Eukaryota, Metazoa, Chordata, Lepidosauria, Squamata, Phrynosomatidae. The record is from RefSeq and is a predicted model, not a curated record. The transcript has 4 exons. Bases 123 to 368 code for a protein of 81 amino acids.
GGCUGCCCGCCCUGUGCUCCAGUAGCAAAGCAAUGCCCUUGUAAGGGAGGUCAACAGCAACAGAGACAAACAAGUGAAGGAGACAGGCAGGGAAGAAGAGAGCAAGGACCAGGCCAAAGAGAAUGAGGUCCCUCCUGGUCUCCCGCUUAAAGCCCCUCCAAGUUUUCGCAACCCCCAGCCGGCAGCUGAAAAACAAAGUCCCGGAAUAUCAGAAGCUCUUCCAGGAGGACAAUGGCCUUCCUGUGCAUCUCAAAGGAGGGACCACAGAUGUCCUGUUGUACCGCUUCACCAUGACUCUCAGUCUUUUCGGUGUUGCUUACUCUCUCUUUGAAUUAUUCAAGGCUACCCAACCCAGGAAGAACAAGUGAGAACGAAGCCAGGGGAGGGGGGUUAUUUCAAAGUACAAACACCCCUCUUCCGAACCCAGUUCAUCCCACCUUCUCCCCCUUUUUAGAAGGUGGCAGAAAAGGGAAGAACAAAAUGGUACAUUCUGGUGAAAGGGAAAUUAAUCAAGUCUUGAGAUUUUUUUAGGGAGCUUUUCUUUGGAUUGGCAUGAGUGUAUAAGACCCAUUUAAUGACACAAAAUAAACCGUUGAAAAGA